This is a messenger RNA of Bicyclus anynana (squinting bush brown), 3024 nucleotides long. RefSeq names its product homeobox protein B-H1-like. The record is from RefSeq and is a predicted model, not a curated record. The coding region runs from base 382 to 1218 and encodes 278 amino acids. Gene Ontology annotation, molecular function: DNA-binding transcription factor activity, RNA polymerase II-specific; DNA binding. NCBI's taxonomy places the organism in Eukaryota, Metazoa, Arthropoda, Insecta, Lepidoptera, Nymphalidae. Gene Ontology annotation, biological process: regulation of DNA-templated transcription. The transcript has 4 exons.
CCGGCCCGCAGUCGUUGCCGACAUCUCGCGACAGACGCCUGCGCGCUCGGACUCUCUCGGCCUGCACUCGCGGCUCGUCGCGGCGGAAAACUGUGCAACAACUGCUUUCAUGGAUUAGAGUUCUGUGCAUCUGAUACAAACACAAAGUGUACAACUACAAACAGUCAUUGUGUGAUGUUGAGCAGUAACUAGUGUCGGAACUUUGGAACUGUACUGUGAUGAGACUGAGCCUGCUGUAGACACGACAGCGUGUGAUGUGCGGGGCCCGGUGACGCAGCUCAGGCAGUCGCGCUGGGGGCCAGCGAGGUGGAGGUGGCGGUGGGCGGGUGGCGCGCGCGGGCGCUGGAUGCGGCAGGAGCGGCGGCGGCGGGUCCCGGCGCCAUGACGGUGCAGAGGGACGAGCGGGACCCGCGCGCGCCCCGGACCAGGUUCAUGAUCACGGACAUCCUCGACGCCGCGCCGCGGGACCUCAGCGCGCAUCGGGACUCCGACUCCGACAGAUCCGCCACCGACUCGCCCGGUGUUAAAGACGACUCAGACGAUGUAUCAAGCAAGUCGUGUGGCGGCGACGCCUCAGCUCUGUCGAAGAAGCAGAGGAAAGCGAGGACAGCCUUCACGGACCACCAGCUCCAGACCCUGGAGAAGUCGUUCGAGAGACAGAAGUACCUCAGUGUACAGGACCGCAUGGAGCUGGCCGCCAAACUGGGCCUUACGGACACACAAGUCAAGACCUGGUACCAAAAUAGACGGACGAAAUGGAAGCGUCAAACCGCCGUCGGGCUGGAGCUGCUAGCCGAGGCGGGCAACUACGCAGCGCUGCAGCGGCUGUACGGCGGCUACUGGGCCGGGGUGCCGGCCUACCCCGCGCAGCCCGCGCCCGCCGCCGACCUCUACUACCGGCAGGCCGCCGCCAACGCCGCUGCCGCCGCCUCUGCCUCGGCUAACACGCUGCAGAAACCUUUGCCCUAUCGGUUAUAUCCAGGUGCGCCUCUCGCAGGCGUCCCACCUUUGGGGCUCGGCCUCCCGGGGCCGUCAGCUCACCUCGGCUCUCUGGGGGCUCCAGCUCUCGGGGCCUUGGGAUACUACGCACAGGCGAGACGAACCCCCUCGCCGGACCUAGACCCGGGGAGCCCCGCGCCCCCCCACCGGUCCCCAAGGGAGCCCUCCUUAGAACGGCGCACUGACGACGAAGACGACGACGAACCCAUACAUGUGUAGAUCCAGUGAUCUGUGAUUUAAAAACGGACAAAAAAGUUUGCCACUAUCGGACCUAAAACCUCUGCGGUUGCAAGACUUACAAGUGAAUUUAUCACGUACCAGACAACCUACAAGUGCUUAACUAAAAAUUAUACUCACCGUGAAGUGUACAAGGUUCGGUUACCUUCGGCUCAAAGGACAGUACUUAUUUAUUUUGUUGCAGUAAGAAGAAUGUAUAAAGAAAACUAUGUGCAAAGUUCAUGUGCUGUUGAGAGAUUUGUUUCUAUGAACGGGCAUCGUCCGUAAUGAUUAUGUGAUAUUAUAAGCUCGGAUUAAAUAAUGAUAGUAGAUUAGAUAGUAGCUUAUGUGUAAUAUAAAUUAAUUUGAUGUCGUACAACUAAUAAUUAUGCCUACUAUAUUUAGAAAACAUAACGCUUUGAAGACUCAGAAAUAACAAGCUGGACUUGAUGAUUACAGUGUCUACCUUUUUUAUGACAAGAGGGAAACUUUUCUAGAAAUAUCCAACCUACUGAGGGAGAAAUAGAUGGUUAUGUGGAAACCAUACCAUCUAAAACCACAGUGCUCUUUAAUAAAAAAGCCCCUCACACUACGUCUAUAAGACGCGUCUCGAAAAGAACAGUGUCUACGUAUGAGGAUAUAUAUUUUUUUAUUUUUAUUUAAAUUUUUUAACUUAAUAUGUCUUGAUUAUAUUGAUAUAAAAUCUAUAUUUUCUCCAGUGAAUUUUCUACUAAUAGAAAACAUUUAAGAGUUGUAUGCUUUGUUUGGUAUUCCUCUGGGCUAGAGACAAAUCUGAAUAAAAAAUUUAACGAUACAAAAUAGUAAAUUUUCGCGUCAAAGCGUCAUACUUGUAUGAAUAAACCGUAUGCUCAAUAAUGAGAGAAACUAACCCAUUUAUGUCCUGUCUAUCUGUAAUUAAUUACAUAAAAAACAAUUGCCAUACGUCAAUCCAAUCUAAAUAGUUUCUACGAAAGAGAGAGAGAUGUUUUUAAACAAUCCUUUAGAUACUGGUUUUUCCUUAUUUUAGUUUAUCCAAAAAAAGUUAGACACGGAGACAGAGAGUGAGAUAUGAUGGAUGAUAUCUACCUACUACAAUUUUAUCUUACUCUGUCUGUCUUCGUAUGAAACUUUUUGUGAAGGAAAAACCUAAAGGCUGAUAAAUCGAAUUAUAAUUUGGAUAAUGAUUUCAUUGCCAAAAGAUGGCAUUAAACGAAUAAAUUAUUAAUACUAUUUUAUUAUUUUUAUGGUUACAAUCGUUUUAUAACCAAUAACAUAACCUUUUCAUCACUUUUGGAUUAUUUUUUGCAAAAUUAAAAAGAUAGUACUCUUAUUAUUCCUAUGGCUUUCCCUCUUCAAAAUCUUUUGAAAAUGGCAUGGAACUUAAACGAUAAUUCCGUUGAUAUUCUUGUCUCAAAUUUAAAUAGAUUUGUCCCUAGUCUAUUCUAUUGUGCUUAAUUUAUUUACAAAAAAAAAACAGUUUUCUCACAAAUAAAAGCAUAAAUGGUAUUGUAAAUAAUAUAGAUGAACAGUAUUAACCUUCAAACAUUGAAGAAUUAUUAAUUACUUUCUUAACAUUUAUUUCUAUUGAUACAAUGUGCAAAAGUGUAUAAUAAAAAAAAAUUUAUUAUUAUUAUGAUAUUGUAUGUAUUGUUAGUAUAAAAUACACAAGUAAAUAAAGGUAAAUAGAACUAGGUAUUUACUGUAACUAAAACUAUAAUAGUUAUACGGCAAUGUACUUAAGCAAUCUGGAAUGUGGCAUUUAUGUCAAAUAGAUUUGUGGUGUUUUGUAAUUAAAAUGUUGUCAAUUAA